Messenger RNA from Poecilia latipinna (sailfin molly), 1975 nucleotides. RefSeq names its product SOSS complex subunit C-like. NCBI's taxonomy places the organism in Eukaryota, Metazoa, Chordata, Actinopteri, Cyprinodontiformes, Poeciliidae. Gene Ontology annotation, cellular component: nucleus; SOSS complex; nucleoplasm. Gene Ontology annotation, biological process: DNA repair. The coding region runs from base 772 to 1083 and encodes 103 amino acids. The transcript is spliced from 2 exons. The record is from RefSeq and is a predicted model, not a curated record.
ACUGAUGAAUCUGUAUAAUGUAGGUUUCAAUCGAGAUAAUUUACUGUAAUAGGUUUAAUUUUUUUAUCAAACUUUAACUAGAAUUAGCUGGGAUUAACAUUCAUAAAAUAUUAAGAAAUCCGAUUAAAAGAAAUUGUUUACGUUAAAAUGAAACCUUGAAAUUCUACUUUAAAGGGCUGAACUUGAUGUGUUUCAAUGUUACAAACCGACAGUCUUCAAGCUAGCGCAUACUGCCACCUAGUGUUGGCGCGGUAUAAAAUAUGUAAAUUGGCAAAAAGUAAAUAAAAAAAAGAUGUCUAGCUAAACUGUGCUAACCUUUAACACUUUUCAAAAUGGUAAACACAAAUGCGUGCCAAGCUUUUAAGAGGUUUAUCGCAAAUAGAAAAAAAUCAUAUCAGUUUCCAUCUACUUAUACUCUAUUUUACAUUGAUCUGAUAUAAAAUCUCAAACUACACUGUGGCAUGUUUGUAAUGUUACAAAAUAUAUAAUAAGCAUUUACUUAAGUACAUUAAUCAAACAGUAAAUGUAGACAUAGUUUUAAGCUGUUUUUCAACAAUAUUGAGGAUGCGUUUUAUUUUAUUGUGAAAACCAGCCCUCAAACCGGAAGCGCUUCUGUUCUUCUAAUUAACCAACAAAAAGCUAUAAAAUUUAUUUAUAAAUUUUAACCCACAAAGCGGACGGUAUCCCACCAAAACAUAUACCCCGAAUAAGGACACCUAAAGGGAACUUUAUCAUAUUCAGCUCCAUUCGCUGGUUUGUUAUCAAGCCGAAAUGGCCGCCAACCCUCCCGGACAGGGCUUCCAGAACAAAACCCGAGUCGCCAUCCUGGCGGAGCUGGACAAGGAGAAGCGGCGGCUGCUGCAGAGCCAGUCCAUGAACAGUCCCGGAGCCAACAUCCCGCUGUCGGGCCGGAGCAGCCUGAAGGAGGCGAGGGACAGCGCGGAGCAGCAGCACAUCGCCGCCCAGCAGAAGGCCGCCCUGCAGCACGCUCACGUCCACUCCUCCGGGUUCUUCAUCACCCAGGACUCCUCGUUCGGGAACCUCAUCCUCCCGGUGCUUCCCCGAUUGGAGCCCGACUUAUGACUGAACAGCACAGCUGACCCUGGUGGACCGACUUCUACUCACAAAAAGCGGAGUUUGUUAGCUGUGAACGGAAGAGUGGCACCAUGGUGUUUUCUUGGUCACUUUUUUAUUAUGAGAUAGAAACGUAAGAAAGUUAUUUCAGGUUCAGAAUGUUGUUCAUAAGCUUAAAGUAUAAAACCUUCAGUUAAAGAGCCAUAUAUCUAUGUCAUGUUUACUUUCCGUUUUAAUUUCAAGUAGAAGACUAGCAGUACAUUUUUUGAAUAAGCUAUUGGACCACAGCUUGCUGUCAGAGCAGUGUUUACAGUUUAGUGGUCAGAGUUAUGGCUCUCUGCCAGGGUGCUCUUCAGUUAGAGGGCGUAAGAUCACUUGAAGGGGAGAAAGUGGUCCGAAAGAUUCAUCCCUAAAGAGUAUUCUGUUGUUUUUUUAUCCUUUCUAUUUAAUGUAGAUUAGAUGCCCUCUACCCACCCUUUGUUGUGCAGUGUAUGCACUAUAAGGAAAAAAAUGACUACAAAUAUUUUUCUUUUUCCAUCAAUAUCUAUCUAUCCAUCUGUCUGUACCACAGCUGGUUGUUCUGUUUCAUACUUUGUAACAUACUAUAGUGAGUGCUACACUUAUGUUUAUGUUUUGUUAGUUGCCAUGCCAUUGUAAUUUUCAUUCAAAAGUGUGUUUAAUUAUCCAUUUCUUUAUUUCUGCCUUUGUAAUGUGUACAUACAUAUAAUGUGCAGCUAAAAGAGGUGUUUAUUUCCCUAAAAUUAAUAUUUUUUCCCUCCGUUUUGAAAGCAGCAUACAUUGUAAGAUCUGAAAGUGAAUGGUCUUGCCUUUAAGCUGCCACCCGUAAAGUGUAUAAAGGAUUUUUCUAAGCCAACAAAAAUAUGAAGUGUUUGUUCUGUAA